Nelumbo nucifera (sacred lotus) is the source of this 420-nucleotide messenger RNA. RefSeq names its product 2S sulfur-rich seed storage protein 2-like. Lineage: Eukaryota; Viridiplantae; Streptophyta; Magnoliopsida; Proteales; Nelumbonaceae. Gene Ontology annotation, molecular function: nutrient reservoir activity. The record is from RefSeq and is a predicted model, not a curated record.
AUGGCAAGGUCCAUUAUCUUAGUAGCCUUGUUGGUGGGGUUGGUGGCCAUAGCCGAGGCCUCUACCUACAGAACCACCGUCAUCACCACCAUCAUCGAACACCACCAAAGCCAGUCUGAGAUGUGCCGUGAAGAGAUGCAGAAGCACCCAUUGAACGAGUGUAGGCGGUACAUGCAGUCGUGGCAGAGUGCGGUGUUGUUGAGAGGCAACGCAGGAAAUGUGCCUCAAGAGUGCUGUGAAGAGCUGGAGAAUAUGAAGGAUGACUGCAUGUGCGAGGGAAUCCAUCAGAUGGUUCAGCAGCAGCAUCAGAAGUACCAGAGAGAAGAGAAGCAGCAGGAACAGAUGAUGAAGAAGGCAGAGAAACUUCCCUCCAUGUGCGGCAUGUCCCAGAGCUGCAAGUUCCACGGAAAUGGGUUUUAG